Prorocentrum cordatum is the source of this 2376-nucleotide messenger RNA. The record is from the annotation of a GenBank genome assembly. NCBI's taxonomy places the organism in Eukaryota, Dinophyceae, Prorocentrales, Prorocentraceae.
GGGGUAUAAAUCGGCCAGUGGGGCCUGGGCCAUGCCCAUGGGAAUCUUAUAGGGGAGCGAACGAUGACAUAAGCAUAGGAAAACGGAGGUCCGCGCGGAUUUCUCGGAUUGGCGCUGGACCCCCUCCCUCGCGCGCGGAGCGCGCCAGGGGCUCGACACCCGAGGCGCCGCCAGGUGGCCCCAGCGCCGAUCCGAGAAGUCAGCGCGGACCUCCGAGUUUUUAUAUUUAUGUCAUUGUACGACUCGGCGAAACGAUGCGCAACAUCACGGACAAGUGGGGCGAGCGCGUGAAGUGGGCCUGCGUCAACUGGUACGGCGCGUACUCCACGAGGCACGCGGUGGGCGGCCUGGAGGUGCGCCCAAUGCGGGACAUUGUGGACCGGAUCGUCGGCCUGGGCUUCAAUUGCGUCCGUGCCAUGUACAGCGUGGAGGGGUAUGUCGAAAAUCCGGUUGUCGCUGAUGAUACGCUCCUCGCAAAUCCAGAGCUCCAGGGAAAACGCUUCCUGGAGCUGUUCGACCUGCACAUUCAGAUGAUGACAGACGUCGGACUCAUGGUGAUCGUGAACAAUCACAACUCCAAGUCAGGCUGGUGCUGCCAUUACUCUCAGGACGAGGGUCUUUGGUACACGCCCGAGUACAGCGAGGAGCAGUGGAUAGAGAGCCUCGUCUUCUUUGCCAAUAGGUACAAGCAUAAUCGUCUGGUUGUCGCCAUUGACCUCCGAAACGAGGUUCACGACUACGAUGGUACCCACCUCACUUGGGGAGGUGGCGAUCCCAAAACCGAUUGGGCACUCGCCGCGACCGUCGCGGGCAACAAGGUGCUGGAAACGAACCCGGACGUCCUCAUAGUUGUGAUGGCCAUGUGUUUUGGCGCCGACCUCAGGCCCAUGAGGCGCAUGCCAAUACAGCUCAUGUAUCCGAACAGAGUCGUGUACGAAACGCACAACUACCUCGAGUACCAGAUCUUCGACAAUAUAUCUAAGAUCUUGCUGCCGUGGAAGGAGCUGCGGUCGUAUGUUUUGUUUCUGGCAGUGAUCUUCGUCUCCAUCGUGGUGUUCCAGCGGCAGGCCUGGAAGUUCUUGGGCAAGCCGCUGCCGCCCCUGGGCGCGCUGCUCGUCUCCGCGGGCUUCUGGACGUCCUUCUUCUCGCUCGUGGGCCUCACCAUCGCGACGAAGAUGCGCGACUUCGCCAUGCUCUUCUGCGCCUUCUCCGCCGACGUCGACUUCAUGCCCUGGGUGGUGGGCUUCGCCGUGACCAGCGCUCUCUCGAUCGUCUCCGUAGCCUUGGGCGUGGUGCUGCUGCUGCUCGGCCUCGGGGGCGUGGGCGGACAGCUGCAGGGGCCCGAGACCCGACGCCAGGGCCGCAGGAAGCUCUACGAGAUGAGCCCCCUCGGGAACCCCGUGGUGGUCGCGGCCCAGACCUACGGCAGGGUCCGCGCCAGGCCCGAGGUCCGCGAGCUGGAGGACCUGGACUGCAGCGCCGCGAGCCGCCGCGCCGCGAGCCCGGCCGCGGCGGCCGAGCGCAGCCCCGCCAGCUCCCUCCCCGCCACCCCCAGCGCCGCAGCGAGCGGGGCGGACUGGGACGCCGGCCGCGCGGUGACGGAGGCGGCGGAGGCGGCCUGCGCGCCGGUGCGCUGCCGGUGCUGCGACCUCUGCUGCGUCCCCGGCUUCGGCACCUGCCUGCGGGUCUACCGCGACAUCCCCGGCGUGGUCUCCAGCAUACUGUUCCGCCAGGCGCCCAGGCCCCCGGCCGAGUGGGACUGCGGCCUCUGCGUCGGGCUCCAGGUCUUCAUCCUGCUGCUGAUCCUCAUCAGCCUCUUCCUUGCCGCCUACAUCUGUGCGCACCUCAUCCCGACCUACAACUUUGCGGCCUGGCACUUCGACCGCAUGUGGGGCUUUGCGCUCAAAGACGGGUAUGACUUCACAGCGCCCGUUUGGAUGGGCGAGUUCGGACAGGAGGCACGGGGCACGUACUGGCUGAACUUCGUGCGGUACCUCUCCUCGCGGGACGCAGACUUCGCCUACUGGGCGAUCAACGGGCUCAAGUGGAAGGAGGGGGAGGUCAACGUGGUUACUGGGAACUUCGAGCCCUGGGACCCCCUCUGGGACGAAGAAACUUUUGGGAUCCUGAGCAGCGACUACUGGAGCAUCAGGCACACUUGGAAGCUGCUGGAUUUGACAGCCCUGAUGGCUUCCCCGUCAACUUGGAGGCCUGCUGACCAUCCUUGCGACUACGAGGUGGACCCUGCCUGCGGCGGAUGAGGGCUCGCGGCGCGCCCCCGUCUGCGCUCGUUCGCGUGUGGCGAGUCCACGAGUGUUCUACGACGAAGCGCUCUACGAUCGGGCUCAGUUUCUAAACAUACAUCUUGAUUGGGAA